CUGAACUGAGAAAGUGAAAAGAUUUGGGUUGGAGCUUCUUCGCAGGUCGCCGUCGGGAGCCGUCGAACGCUCGGGUGGAGAAAAUGGGAAGAAGGAUAUUGAACGACGCUCUGAGGACGAUCGUAAACGCUGAGAAGAGAGGCUUUGCCUCUGCUCAGCUUCAACCCGUCUCCAAUGUCAUGGCCUCCUUCCUCAACAUCAUGAAACAUCGAGGUCUUUUGCAUUUUAUCGAUGUGGUCUCAUUGGACUCAACAAGAAUGGACAACAAUUCAUGGGAAAAUGGAGAAUGUUCUCAAAUACAUUCAUAUGGUGCCCAAGAAAAUCAGACAGGAUAUAUUAAAGAUUUCCAAGUAUAUGAUCCUCACAGAGUUGGAAGGAUAACUGUGGAGCUGCAGGGGAGGAUCAAAGAUUGCCGGGCUCUCAUGUAUAGACAGGACGUUAAAGCCCAAGAUAUUGAGCAGUAUAGAUUGGGUGCACUUCCAACACAUCAGUGGGGGUACGUUGUGAUCACAACACCAAAUGGAGUCCUGGAUCAUGAAGAGGCAAUCCGGCAAAAUGUUGGCGGCCAGGUUUUAGGGUACUUCUAUUAAACGUUUCGUGUAUGCUUAAGAAGUGGGAACCAAUUUGUUUCAUACUCCCAUUAGGGCUGGCCCCUUCACUGCUGGCACAAUUUUUAUUACUGAACAAUCUUCUCCAACAGAGGGGGAGAUGUGUAGUUGGUUAAAGUUUUGUUUAUCCUCUUGUUUUUGCCUC
Diospyros lotus (date-plum) is the source of this 753-nucleotide messenger RNA. RefSeq names its product 40S ribosomal protein S15a-5-like. Gene Ontology annotation, molecular function: structural constituent of ribosome. NCBI's taxonomy places the organism in Eukaryota, Viridiplantae, Streptophyta, Magnoliopsida, Ericales, Ebenaceae. Bases 84 to 590 code for a protein of 168 amino acids. Gene Ontology annotation, biological process: translation. Gene Ontology annotation, cellular component: cytosolic small ribosomal subunit; ribosome. The record is from RefSeq and is a predicted model, not a curated record. The transcript has 6 exons.